AUGAUUUUUCUUAAACCAGAAUUAGCAGAACCUGCUGGAAAGAAUCCCCAACUGAUGGAUUGGGUGUUUAAAUCACUCAGGUCUCCCAUAUGGAAUGAUCUAAAAAUGCAUGUUCUGGGGUUCUUAAAUACUCUUUUGAUGUCUAGUCUUAAAAAUAGACUUGAGUUUGGGGAAAUGGAUGCUGUAGCUGUUGUAGUAAAUGCUCUUUCAUCUCUUGAAGAAGAUUUUAUCCCGGACGAAGAAUACCUGCUGCAGACUUUGUUUAGUUGUUUACUUUUUCUAUUAGAAUUUCAUGAAAAUAUAGUGAAGUUUGUCAAGGCUGGAGGUGUUCAGUCAAUGAUUGGAAUUAUUCAGCAAGAGGACUUUGGUUAUUGUUAUGGGUCUGCAAUUGCGGCACUUGAUAUCGCAAUGAAAGCUUGUAAAUCUGCUUCUAAGGAAUUUGUGAAUGAUAAGUUGGCAUUUGACAUUGCAUUCCCUCCUUACAUGGAUAUGGUGGCAUUAAUUACCAAGACGGAAAGAGAUAGCUUGGUAAAAAAGCUUGAGGAGAAUGAUUUCAAAAGAAUCACCUGGCUUAUGGAGCUCUAUAAACGAUAUUCGGAAAAAGCUGAAGGAAUGACGAAUCAUCUCAAAGGCAAACAGGUUGCUCUCUUUACGUGUUUGUUUCUCAUGAUAUCAGCUUUAAGUUUAUCUGUUUUGAUGUCAAAUAUCUUAUACCCUUGUUUAUCUCUUCUGCAUAUGGAUUCUCCACGGUUCAGGUCAGCAUUGUUCUUGCAGUCUCGCUUUGAUGUUGUCAUUGUUAUGAAUAUCACAACUGAAAAGACAAUCUGGAUAAUCCUUUUAGAUCAUGAGAUCAUUAUAAAGUAG
Papaver somniferum (opium poppy) is the source of this 864-nucleotide messenger RNA. RefSeq lists its product as uncharacterized. The transcript is spliced from 3 exons. Gene Ontology annotation, cellular component: spliceosomal complex. Bases 1 to 864 code for a protein of 287 amino acids. Lineage: Eukaryota; Viridiplantae; Streptophyta; Magnoliopsida; Ranunculales; Papaveraceae. The record is from RefSeq and is a predicted model, not a curated record.